UUUCCCCUCCCACCUGCAGCUCAGCUGCUCUUCUGCAGUUUUUCUCACUAUAAAACCCAGGUUGACACUGGCUGUCAUUUUGUCCCCGCUUCUUUCUGUCCUGCUCUUUCUGUGCAUCGUCCGCUGGAACCCUGGCCGGACCGGACCGACUGGACUGAACCUGCAGUUUCAGGACUGGAAAAGGAACGACAUCGGUGAAAAUGUUCAAGCUGUUACCGGAGCUGGUGCUCCUGCUGGGAGUCGUCGGGUUUAGUUUUGGAGCAAUCCAGAGACCCGACUAUGACGACACUCCAAACCCUGAGUUCUUGAACCCUUCCUGGAUGGCCAGCAUCCCUGAUGAUCAGCCGCUGUCUGUUGUCACGAUGCCAGGAACGCACAACACCAUGUCUCUGUAUGGCGGCGUCUACGCAGAGUGUCAGACCUGGAGCCUGGCCUCCCAGCUCCGAGCCGGCAUCCGUUUUCUAGAUGUCCGCGUGCGUCACGUCAACGGGAAUCUCACCAUCCACCACGGAGUCUCCUACCAGUGGGCUCACUUUGGACAAGUAUUAGAGGGCGUGUUUGACUUCCUGCACGAAUACCCAAGUGAGACGGUGCUGAUGCGUGUGAAAGAGGAAUUCAGUGAGACAAAUAACAUCUACGGCGCUGUGGUCGACUUCAUCCAUCGCUACGGCCAUUGGGAACUGCUGUGGCACAGCCGCCUGGUGCCGACCAUGGCCGAGGCCCGAGGGAAGCUCAUCAUCCUGCAGGAUUUUACCGGCCCAGAUCUGGGAAUGCGCUACGGUUCCCUGGAUAUAGCUGAUGCCUGGAAGGUUCCCUCUCUGCUGAAUUUGGAGGAGAAGUGGCAGAGUGUCUACAAACACCUGGAGGCCGCACCGUCAGGAAAUAUGGCUCAGAUAUUUCUAACCUACUCCAGUGGAGCUGGUGUGUUCGCCCACCCCAGAGCUGUCGCAAAGGGAAUCAACCCACAGCUGUACGAGUACCUGCAGGCCAAGACCGACCAGAACCAGCGCCUUGGAAUCAUAUGCAUGGACUUCCCAGCUGCUCCUAUCAUCCAAACCAUCAUUAAUUUCCAACUGAGAGAGGUCGUGAAAACCAACAAAACAGAUGUGAAACGUGCAAUUUUUUAUUUCCGAUAUAUGGCCAAGCAUUUUGCAGCUAAUAACUGACCCAUACUGUUGUUGUAACUCAGAAGUUUGUAAAAAUUCAGUAGAUUUCUAACAGCAGCCCAGAGAAAUAUAUAAACUUUUAAACCAAACCUGUUUUCUACUCACUAGUCGUUACCUCAUCAUCAUUAAGAAAAUGACAGGUUAAAAAAAAGAAAUAUUUUCUUUAACUUUUGGGGGAAAAAUCCCAGUAAAUUUUAUUUUGAAUUUGAACACAAGCUUCACACAAAUAAAUGAAAUUGUUUAAGCUA
Molecule: messenger RNA, 1414 nt
Organism: Xiphophorus couchianus (Monterrey platyfish)
Lineage: Eukaryota; Metazoa; Chordata; Actinopteri; Cyprinodontiformes; Poeciliidae
Product: 1-phosphatidylinositol phosphodiesterase
Exons: 4
Coding region: 201-1166 (321 amino acids)
Biological process (GO): lipid metabolic process
Molecular function (GO): phosphoric diester hydrolase activity
Source: RefSeq, a predicted model, not a curated record